UUUAUCACCAGUAUAGAUAAAGUUAAAGUAACGGCGCGCGCUGACCGACAAAUCGGUUUAGUUUAAUGCCGGGAAAGCUGGGUUUAAAUACAUGACUCGUUAGCUAACCUUAGCUAGCACUGACUAGCCUGGGUGUCGGUCGUUAGCAAGAUGAACCAUUAUUAGCAAUCUAGCUAACAGCAUGACGCUAGCAACAUUAUGAUUUCUGUUAUUAAAUCUUUUAAAGUACGUGGAAGAAAAUGAACUAACGUGAUCUCUUUUUAAAAAGGACAACUAGCUAGGUGGCUAACAGACUAGCUUAGCUAACCGUGUCCACCCGGCUAACUUAGCUAGCUCUCGGAAUUAGCCACGUCGCACGGGCCUAAUGACGUUAGCUAGCGGAAACCGAGUUAUAACACCGUAAUUAUGUGCGCUUUUAUUUUUAAACACAAACAGACAAGUUGAGCCACAAUGCUUGUGUUUUAUGGAGCUGCUUAGUUUUGCGGAAAGAUUUUUUUGUUUUUUAUUUUGUAGAGGAAAUUUUAAUUUCUUAUACAUGCGCGCGCUGUUAUUAUGGUUGUGUAAUAACAAACGAGGCACGCGCAUUUACAGCGCGUGACACACAAAAAUGUUGUGUAUUGCUGUGUUUCUCUUGUCCAGUGUUUUGUGGCAGAGUGUGUGAUCUCCUCUGUGUGUGUGUGUGACUUCAGUGCCUGUGUUUUUAUGAAUGGGUGAAAACCUCGAACUGGAUAUGUUCCUCUACAGUCAAUUAGCUGCUCAUUCACUGCAAAUUCGUCUUAUUGUUUCCUCUCCUUUCUUUCUUUCAUGUUCUUUCUUUCUUUUCCCCCUCCUCUGUCAUCUUUCCCACAAAUCUGCACUGUUGUUGUUAGCUUUACUACAGAGGACAAGCGACUAAAAGCCACUAAAAAUCUCCCAAAAAAUAUCAUGGAAUGACGUCAUACUCAUUUGCAUAUCAAAACUUGGCACGAAGAAGGAAGUAUACGAUAGUGGAGAUAAAAAAAAUCUCAAUAGAAAAUUAGUAAACACUGGGGGGGGUUAGAUGUUACGGGAAAAUAUUCAACUACAGGAUGAUGUGAUGAAGUUCGUCGAAGUUCGCUAUGGAAACGAUACGGAGCACAGAUAUAAACCUGCACUACAGUCAGAGCUGCUGUCAGAGAGAAUUAAUCAACACCCGAUCCACCAAUCAGAGGCCGGGACUCUCUGUGUGACUUAUUUCUUGUAGUAUGAGCGGGUCUUGAAUGCGGUUUGUUCCUCCUGACCUGGUGGAGCCAUGAUGGAAGACCCGAUCACGGUGGAAGGCUCGUCUGCGGAGGGCGACGCCAAGCCCGGCAUGCUCCAGAAGCUCAAGCUAAAUAUAUCUAAGACCGUGCAGAAUAAAGUGGAUACAAUUUUGAGAGAUGUACAGCAGUUUACAGACAACGACAAACUCUACCUUUAUUUACAGCUCCCCUCAGGUCCGAGUGCAGGUGAGAAGAGCAGUGACUCAAAUGCAGUAAACACGGCCGACCAGCUCCACACCUGCAACUGGAUUCGGAGUCACCUGGAGGAACACACUGAUACCUGCCUGCCUAAACAAGAUGUUUACGAGACGUACCGGAAACACUGUGAAAACCUGCAGCAGAGGCCACUGAGCGCUGCCAACUUCGGCAAGAUCAUCAGAGACAUCUUCCCCAACAUCAAGGCUCGCAGACUGGGCGGCAGAGGGCAGUCCAAGUACUGCUACAGCGGGAUCCGCAGGAAGACGGUGUUAAACAUGCCAUUGUUACCCAACCUGGACCUAAAGAACGAUCCGUCCGAGCUGACCGAGCUGGUGCAGACAUACAAACAGGAAGUGACGGAAGCGGCGUGCGAGCUGAUCUGUGACUGGGCUCAGAAGAUCCUCAAGCGCUCGUUCGACACGGUGGUGGAGAUCGCACGCUUCUUAGUGCAGGAGCACAUCGUGAACCCGCGAUGCAGCCAGGCCGAGCUGGUCACCUCCGCAUCGCUCGCCGGAGGUCCGGCCAAACCACACAAAGUGAUUAAAAAGAACCCGACGACGUCCAGGGGGAGUGCAGCAGAGGAAGAAAGCACCGGUCAGGACACUAAGAAGGAAGAAAGCGAGCAGGUCGUGUCUGUGAAGCAUCUUACCAACGACAAAUCGGCUAAGGCUCCCGAGCUCUUGCGUUAUGGAGACCGUGAGAUGCAGGUGGAAGCUCUGGUCAAGAAACUUCCUCAGCUCCGCCCUCGUGGCUCGAUUCCAGAAAAACCUCUGCUCUCCGUUCAUGCCCCUGCGCCCGCCUUCACGCCGAAUGACUCUAGCAGCGUCCAGGUGACUCUACCCAUCACCGUGGCAACGCUCUCGCCCCAGCAACGUGGCUCCGCCCUCCCUCUCAUGAUCCUGCCUCCUUCAGUGACCGUUUCCACAGCGACACCGGUGACGACGGCGUCUAAACGGGCAUCCGAUUCGUCCGCUGUGGGCCCGGGCCCGCCCCUUAAACGCAAACGGGGUCGACCCAGGAAGCAGAGACCGGAGGAAACGGUGGCCGCUCAGAAUGUUAGUCCGAAUCAGAACCUGAACCCCAACCAGAAUCUCAGUCUGAAUCCAGUGGUGCUGAACAGAGGCGUGAUCCAGAAGGCUCUGUCCUCUUCUUCCUCCUCCUCCUCGUCCUCGCAAGUGACCGAGACGGUGCUGCAUUGUAAAGCCGAGGAACCUGAUUCGCAGCCCGUCGUCCUCCUGCAGGAACCGGGCCGAGCCAUGGUGAUCCAGCGUGCCCCCAUGUCACGGGAAAACCGUCCUGUUAGCCAGGUGCAUCUCCCUCCUCCUACUGUACACGAGGACAGGGACCUAGUGGAGAUCACACUCACUCCCAUCGACUCCUUGGUCACUGCAGACGAUUCGGUUUGCAGCGUGCCUGAGACCAGCCCGGGGGAGGGGGAGGUCCCGUAGCCGCCCACCCUGUGUGUGUGUGUGUGUGUGUGUGUGUGUGUGACUAACACGUCAGAUUGUUCAGUUCAGAUUGCAGUCUCUGUAUCUUUGGGUGUGGUUUUUUUCGUCUGUUCCCUAAAAAACAAUCUGUUGAGGUGGAUGAUGAACGCACAGCAGUAGGAGGAGCCAAAAACAAAAUGCACAGAGUCCAUGUUCUCUUCAUCGUUCAGGUGCCAAAAUUUACAGUUUAGCCGUAGCAUUUACAUUUUAUACCCGUUGCUAUGACGAUAUGGGAGCGACUAGACAGCCAUGCUGUUCAUGUGUGUUUUUCCCCCAAACUAAAGCACUGGUUUCAAACCAGACGUGAAAGAGCUACUUCACUGAGUGGGAGAGGACGUGUUCGUGAAAUCACAGCUUCAGCUGUGGAGCAGAUACCCAACACGUCUCCACUGACUGACCGCGCUUAUGACCGAGGGACAUUUGAUUGGUGGCCGAAUUGUAGCUUUAACGCACUUUUAUUACACAGUGAUCCGGAGUGGAGGAGGACGCUGGGCCAAGUGGCACCCUGACCAUCACUCUGUGUGUGUUGACUGAUCUGGGUGAUGGACAGAGUGUGUGUUAAGGUCACGUAGGUGAUGUCCAGUGCUAUUACGGGUUUGUAAAUUGAGGGCUUUUACAGCGUGUCUCUCUCUCUCUCUCUCUCUCACCUUCAGUCUCUUUCUCUCCCUCUCUCUUUCUAACUUCAAACUGCAGUGACAAAGAUUUAUAGAAAAAGCAUACUCACUCACACACACACACACACAGUGGAUGUAAAGUUUUAAUUUGGUUCUUUUACAGGAGUGAUGGAUUUUAUUGUUCAGUGUGUAAAUAGUUUUCAGUGAGACUCGGUUGCAGUGAAGGUCAGCAUGCGGUGCGUCUGCUCUCAACUCUCGGACAGCGCCCCCUAACCCCUCGUCCACUUCAGGUUAGGGAAACCUCUGAAGAAAACACCUGGCAGCUGUUCAGAACACAUCCUGACCCGAAGUGACCGAGUUUUCACUUGCAGAUACGCCACGAGAGCCGUCUUCAUUUUCACCCCAUAAAAAAAAACCCACAGGAGUCGACCUGCACGUGACUCUGAAUGAUGGACAGUUGUGAAUUCUCUGAUUAUCAAGUGACCCCCCCCACUACUGGAAGCCCCGCCCCCUUUCCCUUCACAUUAGUAUGGUUUGUUCUGCUGUCCUCGUCCGGCCUCGGUGCGGGUGUUCGGGGCUCGCUGGACACUUCAGGAAGCCCUUUUCUUUGCCAGAAGAAGAUUGCAGUGAUGUAGUGCAAGGCAGCUAAUGCUAACUGUUUAACUGUUCAACAAACUGGUGUAAGAUUCUUAUUAAAUUAUUCUAAUCAGG
Hemibagrus wyckioides is the source of this 4290-nucleotide messenger RNA. RefSeq names its product regulatory factor X, 5 (gene rfx5). Lineage: Eukaryota; Metazoa; Chordata; Actinopteri; Siluriformes; Bagridae. The coding region runs from base 1271 to 2926 and encodes 551 amino acids. The record is from RefSeq and is a predicted model, not a curated record. Gene Ontology annotation, biological process: regulation of transcription by RNA polymerase II. Gene Ontology annotation, molecular function: RNA polymerase II cis-regulatory region sequence-specific DNA binding; DNA-binding transcription factor activity, RNA polymerase II-specific. The transcript is spliced from 10 exons.